Messenger RNA from Doryrhamphus excisus (bluestripe pipefish), 3384 nucleotides. Its product is annotated as NAD(P)H oxidoreductase RTN4IP1, mitochondrial-like. Gene Ontology annotation, cellular component: mitochondrion. Gene Ontology annotation, molecular function: zinc ion binding; oxidoreductase activity. The record is from RefSeq and is a predicted model, not a curated record. NCBI's taxonomy places the organism in Eukaryota, Metazoa, Chordata, Actinopteri, Syngnathiformes, Syngnathidae.
CGGGGAGGUCAGAGGUUACAUUGUUAUGUAGCCACCUAGCUAGCAAGAGGGCUGUUGAUGUUGUUUGUUUUAACACUUCGACACCAUAAUUUAUCACUCGUAUACGCGCAUACAUCUUUAUCGGUUGUGUUUUUAUUGAAUACAAUUUUAUGGACAAUGCUGUGUUCCCAGGAAGUUGCCGUUAGCCGCGACGAACUUAUGAGAUAGCUAGGUUGCUAGCUCUUAAAGGGACAAGCGUCUUCCAUGUUGUAGUGUCAUGUCUCAAAAUUGACCUUGUUGUCAUCUUAAGAACUGCUUAGAGUCGCAUCGCUAGUGAUGGCAUCAACUAGACUGCUUUGCUUAUUCAGGGUUAGGACCGCAACUUCGACCCGAGCUGGUGCCGGAGCCUGGUGCCUCCGAAGACAUGUCAGCUCCUCACCUUGGCGUCUGCAGAGCACCAUGUCUGCCUGGGUCAUCGAUCAGUUUGGCACUAACGAAGUUCUCAGAUACUCAGAAGACACCCCCGUCCCCACGAUCACCUCCUCCAGUCAAGUAAUGAUCAGAGUCCACGCUGCCAGUCUCAACCCUCUGGAUGUGUCUAUGAGAGGAGGGUAUGGAGCAAAGCUGCUCAAGCUACGAAAGAACCCAUUAUCUAUGAUGGACAAUGACGGUGAAUUUCCUCUGAUCCUGGGUCGGGAUGUGUCUGGUGUGGUGGUGGACUGUGGAUCUGAGGUUGCCCAUUUUACACCAGGAGAUGAGGUUUGGGCUGCUGUACCCCCAUGGAAACAAGGCAGUCUGGCAGAAUAUGUCAAUCUCACAGAGUUUGAGGUUUCGCAUAAGCCCAAAUGUGUGAGUCACGUGGAGGCGGCGUCCAUCCCUUAUGUUGCCAGCACUGUUUUGUCUGCACUUGUUAAUGCAGGUGGUCUUUGCAGAGACAGCUCCUCUAAUAAAAGAGUUUUGAUUACUGGCGCAUCAGGAGGUGUUGGUACAUUUGCUAUUCAGUUGGCAAAGGCCUGGGGUGCCCAUGUUACAGUCACUUGCUCUCACAACGCAGAGGGUCUCGUUCGAGGACUGGGGGCCGAUGAGGUGGUGGACUACGCUGCAGAAGAUGCAGCAGACCAACUAGGAUUGAUGGAGAGAUUUGACGUUGUUUUGGACGGCGUGGGUGGAGAUACAGAGGAGUGGGCGGCGGGCCUGCUGAAGUCCUGGUCUGGGGCUAAAUACGUCACACUGGUAACCCCUUUACUCUUCAAAACGGAUUCCCUCGGCCUGCUGGAUGGGCUCAUUCACGCUGGAUCCAGCCUGCACACAAAGGCCAUACAGAAUCUAAUAUCAAAUGGCGUGUUCUACCGCUGGGGAUUCUACGCUCCAGAUGGGCCGGCCAUGGAUGAGGUCAGCAAGCUGGUGGAUGCCGGGAAGAUCUUACCAGUGGUGGAGGCCAUGUUUCCAUUCAGCCAGGUGCCCCAGGCUUUUCAGAAGUUGGAGCACGGCCACGCCAGAGGCAAGACAGUCAUUAGCAUUGCAGACGACCACGAGAUAGGAGAGGAGGAAAUGGUCCAGAACGGUUACCCUGAGCAAACGUCGCAAACACAGAACUAGUGACGAACUAGGGACGCCAAAGGGGUGAUGAUGCCGCACUGUUUGUCUAUACAAGGUGACUUUGGCCAGAGAGGUCCUGAUUCCGCCUACACAAGGUACCUGAAUUGUGAUGCUUAAAUGUUAUCUCAUGGACAAACAAGCAGUGAUGCAGCAAUUGUGUUGCACUUUCCAUGUGCAUACACUAGGGGGUAUAUUUACACUGUAUCCGGGAUUUGCUGUGAUAUAUUGUGGUCAAAAUAGUCCGUUUUUUUGCCUUAACUUUUCUUUUCAGAAAUUCUUAUUGCAGGGAACAUAAUUAGUCCAACAUUUUGUUUAUAUGCUCUAAAUUAUUCUUCAUUCGGUGCAUGUCAUUAUACUGUAGAAAGUGGUUAAUAUACAUAUGUUUGCACAAAUUAAAAGGCAUACAAUACAAUGCUAAGGGAUGUAGAUUUGUUUUAUUGCUGGAUACAAAGCAAAAUUACAUUUGAAUAAAAAUAUUUGAGGUGUUAACACUGUUUAAGUUAAUUACAAUGAGAAGACAAACAUAUAAAACCUUGAGCUCUAUUACUGGAAGCAUGAAGAAGGUUCUUUUUUUAAUUCAAGUUCAAGCCUCACUGCUUGUAUGUUGUUUUUUAAAACUUGUAAUACAUUCGUCGGAAUUCUUUCAGUGACUCCACAGAAAGGUAAAAAAAAAAAAACAGUUGCGGAAAAGGUGCAUGUUGUCCUUGAACUUUCGUGUGUCCUAGCAGCUGCACAUGUGAGACUCAUGCUAGCCUUUUUUUUAUAUAAUCUCCACAUCCCACAUCUGGUGUAGUUUAGUUGGAUCGAGGGUGUUGAGAAUCACUUGGUUUUUGUCGUAAUGAUGCCCCCCUGUAAAAGACAUAUUGGAUAUUAGCAAUGCUAUGUAUAGAUAUAUAGUGACGCAUACUAUACAACUAAAGGACACAGAAUAGAAUCCCAAUAGACAGUGUACUAGUAUUGUUUCGUCCACAAGGUGGCACUGUAGACAGUGAUGCACAAUGAUGAUAAUAUGCUGCAAUUAAAGUGAAUAUAUCUAGAAUGUUGUCUGAGUACAAGCUCACCUUUCACCUCCAAGACCAAAUUGGAGUUCGGCAUGUAGCGAAUGAAGCCCUCGGGUGUGAUGCUCCACACAUGGUUGUCCUGCUCGGGCGUGAGACCCAAGCGGCAUCCCGCGAUGGUCACGCUACCACUGGGGCUUAGACAGCACUCCUCCAGCAUCUGCAAAACAAAAAACAAAAGAAAACUAUGUUAUAUUUGAACACAUUUACAGUCCAAGUGUCCAAAACUUAUUCUAAAUAAAAGUACCUUGCAAUGAAGAUGGCCGCCGCGGUAGACCCAGACCUGCUCAAAACCAUCAGUCUCCUCGGCCUCCUGAAUCCGCAGCAGUUUGACCUCCUCCAGAUCGCCGGUCACCGUCAUCAUAAGCCGCGUCUGUCUGUUCCUUAAACGGAAGUGCACUUGCCUCUGCUCAGACAACACACAACACACACAAGUCCAUUUAUUAAGGAAAGAGGUUGUCAGGUGUCUUAUUAGUGGUAAGGUGUUUAUUCAUGGGAGUCUUUUAUUUGUACUAAUGCAAGUGCAUUUUUAGAAUAAUAUAUAUUACUCCCCGGGACUGCACAUUGGGGAGUGGUUAACGCGCAGGCUUCACAGCUAGGAGACCCGAGUUCGAUUCCACCUCCGGGCAUCUCUGUGUGGAGUUUGCAUGUUCUCCCUGUGCAUGCGUGGGUUUUCUCCGGGUACUCCGGUUUCCUCCCACAUUCCAAAAACAUGCUAGGUUAAUUGGCGACUCCAAAUUGUCCAUAG